AUGUCUCAAGCAACUGGCCGCAUUGUUUGUACCGAUGGUGGUCAUAAAAUUACUGCAAUCUUCAUGAUCGAUGGCGUUCAACGCCAAUUCAUCGGCCAGCUCAACGGCGCUACAAGAGAAUUCACGUCCAUGAAUGCUACUAUUCAGUACGGCGAUUUAAACCAGUUAUUGGGCCAACACACAUUUAAUGGGCUUCUUGGGCCCGUCCACAUCACUCUCCAUUUCGAAAACUCUACCACGAUCUCUGGUUCUCUCGAUGUCCCCGUGGAGCCAGUAUCACAAAUUGUUGGAACCGGCAAUUGGGUAGUAACCAUGUAA
Xylaria bambusicola is the source of this 318-nucleotide messenger RNA. RefSeq lists its product as uncharacterized. NCBI's taxonomy places the organism in Eukaryota, Fungi, Ascomycota, Sordariomycetes, Xylariales, Xylariaceae. The record is from RefSeq and is a predicted model, not a curated record. Bases 1 to 318 code for a protein of 105 amino acids. The transcript has a single exon.